Molecule: messenger RNA, 1272 nt
Organism: Komagataella phaffii GS115
Lineage: Eukaryota; Fungi; Ascomycota; Pichiomycetes; Pichiales; Pichiaceae
Exons: 1
Coding region: 1-1272 (423 amino acids)
Biological process (GO): ribosomal small subunit export from nucleus; ribosomal small subunit biogenesis
Cellular component (GO): nucleus; preribosome, small subunit precursor; cytosol
Source: RefSeq, a predicted model, not a curated record
AUGGGAAGGAAAAAGUUCGACAAAAAGUCGGCCCAGACUUUCAAACUUGUUUAUCGAUCCCGGGAGGACCCUUUAUAUUAUGACGAAGAUGCUCCAGAUUUGGUUCUGAAACCGUUGCCUAAGGGCGAUGAAGCUAAAAGACCGAACUUAAGACUGAAGACCAAGAAGGAGUUAGACGAAGAAUUAAAAGACCAAGUCAGGAAAAACGAAGGAGAGGCAGCUCUCUACGGUAUUAUCUAUGACGACUCCAGCUACGAUUACAUGCAACAUUUGAAGCCAAUCGGGGAACAACAGGGUGUAUUUAUCCCUAAAAAGGAAGAGCCAGUGAAAAAGAAGGCUAGUGAUAUCGUUAUCAAAGAACCACAGGAAUUUUUGGACCCUAAGCUAUUUCAAUCUGACAGCAUUAAAGAAUAUGACCACAGAACUCAACAGGAUGUUCCUGAUGAGAUUAAAGGAUUUAAGCCAGAUAUGGAUCCUAGGCUGCGAGAGGUAUUAAUUGCUUUGGAGGACGAAGCCUAUAUAGAUGCAGAGCAGGAUGCGGAAGAGGGAGAUAUAUUUGAUGACUUGUUGAAAUCUGGUGCAGCAGAAGACCAAGAAUUCGAAAAUCAAGAUUUCGACGAGUGGGACAUUGACAAUUAUGCUGAUGAGCUGGCAGAAUACGACUCCGAUAACAAUAAUGCUGAAUUUGACUGGCAAAAAGAUUUCCAGAAAUUCAAAAUUGCACAAAAGCAAGGAAAAAUUGCUAACACCUGGGAUUCGGAUGAUGAUUUCGAUUCCGAUGAGGAGGAAGGAGACAUUGUAGGUGAACUUCCUGAUUUAUCCAAGGAACCCAAGAUUGCUGCCACAGCAGAGAGUAGUAACAAGAAGAAACAAAAGCAAAGGAGAAAGAAGGGGGCCAUGACCGACACCUCCAGUUUUUCCAUGUCCUCCUCUGCUUCAUAUAGGUCCGAGGGAUUGGAGCUGUUAGAUGAUAAAUUCGAGCUUAUCAAGCGCCAAUACGAAGAAGAAGACGAAGACGAAGAUGAAGAGUAUCAGCCGUUUGACAUGAAGGAAGAAAGACAGGAUCUUGAAGGAAUGAUCGACGAUUUACUUGGAAAUUACGAGCUGCAAAGGGGGGGCAGAAGGCUUGCCAAAAAGAGUGAAGACCUUGCCGCUUUCAAACGAGGUGCCGACUCGGUUUCUAAGGGAAGAGCAGGCCGUUCAUUCAAGAAGGAGCAAUCACAGGUAGAUUCCCUAAGCAAUGGGGUUAGUUCUUUGAAGUUGAGUAAAUAG